AUGAUUUUUACGAAAGUAUUCUUCAUUCCGGCCUUCUUGAUGUGCAGCGUAUCUACCUUUGUCAAGCACAACCUUCCCACUAGCAACUAUAUAUACACGAAGACAGACCGAUUCAGGAGGAAAAGGAAAAAAAUAAACUACAGGUUGCAUAAGAGCAAAGAUGAAGACAUCGAGAGCUGCAUUCCUCACAUAUACAAGGACAUCGCGCCCUCUCUGAAGGGUCUAACGGAUGAGGAAUAUUCAUACAAACAACUGCUGAAUGCGUAUUUCCCCGAAACAGUAGAAAGAGAAAUAGAAAAAAAAAAGGAAAAGGAAUUAAAACAAAAGAAUGAAGAAAAGGGAAUAUGUAAAAAUAGUGCGAAGAAAGAAGGCGUGAUGGAUGGUGAAAAGGACAUGGAAGAAAAGCUAAGAGAAAAUGAUAUAACCAAUUUUGAAGAUAUAAAUAAAAUAAGUGAUCACAAGAAAAAAAAUAAAAUUCUGGAUAUCGCAUAUGAUAGUAUGGAAGAUUCCCUGAGAGAUAUUUACCUGCGCAUGAAAUCAGGUGUGGGCAACGAGGAAGAAGACAAAAAGGAUUACCUAGAAAUUGCAAAAAAGGAGAAGGACAUGUUGUACGAAAAACUUAUAUGUGGAUAUUCCCCCCUGAAUAAUAGCAGUACGUUCGAUUUGUUUGGCGUUUUCUACGAUAGCAAGGACUACGAGGACGGAAAAAAACUCCUGGCAGAGAUGAACAAAAUGUUAAAUUUGGAGCCUCUUAAAAGCAACAGAGGAAACAUAUUACAAACGGUUGAUACGCUUUUAAAGAAGAAUAAUCUGCCUCCACAUAUAAGAAAUUUUUUGAUCAAGUAUAGACACAUUGCUGAGGAAGUUUGCGGCACACGGGAAGACAGAAAAGACGCAGUGGGAGAUGAGAAAACCGAGGAUACGCAGAUCGAACAGGAUGUAACGCAGACGCCAGGUGGGGAAAGGAAAAAUGAAGAGUACCUCGAAUUGGACGAUCCGAAAACAGCAGCUGAGGUGGGGAAGGGAAUAAAAAAAGAAGAAUACCUCAAGGACGUUAACAAAGUUAUUAUGACCUUGCACAACAAUUUGAAUAACGAAAAAUUAAUGAGAAGGGACCAAUAUUUCGUCGACGAGCUGUAUGAUGCUUAUAAAAAGCACCUGCGAACUAUACACGUAAAACGAAAUAAACUGGAGCCACAGAAAAAUAAUUACGACUUUUUAACCUUUUUCCAUGAGCAUUACGAAGAGUACUUUUUUUUUAAGUAUGGAAAUUUCGCCUACGAUUUUGAGGAAACGGUGGAGAAAGUUAAGGAGAAGAUGGAAAAUGAAAAAGGCCUCACUAAGACUGAAGACGCAGCUCAAUUCAGCCAACAUGGGGGGACAGGACCCCCAGUGGAAAAUCAACACAUGGAGGGUGACAAAAAACCAAGUAGUUUAGAUAUGUGGGUUAGAAGUGUGGGUGAUCCUACUGAGAGCAGGUACAACGAAGACAAAGGGACCAGAGCGGGGAGAGGGAAAAAUCCAAACGAGAAGUGUUCCAUACUUAAAGGCAUAAAGCAAGAUAAAAAACUGAGAAAACAUAUACUUAUGGAUAUAAUUCAUAAUUACCAAAAAAGGAUGUACGAUAUUUAUAAACCAAAUAACAUAAUCACAAAUGCAUACGGUUUUAAUAAUUAUAUAGACAAUGAACAAUAUGAAAAAGAAAUAAACGCAUCAUUUAACAAGUAUAGCAUAUUAAACUAUGACAGUAAGGAAGACUUAAAUAAAGUGGAGAAAUUAUAUGUAGGAAAAUUAAUAUUUGGUAAAAUUUUUAAAAUCGAAAAAACGUAUGCAUAUGUUGAUAUAAAUUACGCAUUUUACGCGGAAUUACACGAAGAUCAAAUGCCCUAUAAUAUUAAAAAUAUGAAAGAUGUGUUUAAGGUGAAUGACAAAUUGGUAUUUGAAAUAUAUAAAAUGUACCCAGAGAAAAUUUUACUGACACUGAAAAAUAUACAAAAGGUUAAUGACCUUAAUAAAAUAUUACAUUACAAAACGCAGGACAUGCCCUUCGAUGUGAAAGUUGUAACAAUUUUAAAAAAUGGAAUAAGUGUUUCGUAUAACGAUAUUUACGCAUUCAUCCACAUUUCUGCUUUGUCCAGUAAGUACAAAGUAAAAGUGGAAGAAAAUGAAAAAAUCCAGGAAUCGUUACUUAACCAAAAAAUUAAAGUCAUAUGUACAGAUAUUAGCAAAUUAAAUUUUUCCAAUUUAAUAUAUGAGCAAAAUGAGCAAUUAAAAAAAUUGAAUAUUUACGAUAUUGUCCAGGUGGAAAUUAUACACAUUUCGAAAUACGGCCUCAUGGUAAAAUGCGACGAUAUAGUUGGACUGAUACACAUAUCCGAGAUUUCCAAAAAAAAAAUCGAUGACUUGAAUGAUGUUUUCAAAAUAGGGGAUCAAUUAAAAGGGGUAUUAAUAAAUAUAGACUAUGACAACAAAAGAUUUUCCUUGUCUACCAAAAUUUUGGAAACGGAGGGACGCAAUUUUAUUGACGACAGGGCCCAGAUAUAUGACAAUAUGGAAUUCAUUUUGGAGGAUAUUAAGAAGAGAAACACCUCCUUGCGAAUUAACGACUCCAAUAUUAAGAACCAAUUGCUUUCCCUUAUUGAUAUUUACAAAACGGAGGAUGGCGACUCGAAGAGUGAUGGUCAGGCUGAUAUCGCCCCUGCGGCCGGUGCGGAUACCCACCAGGGCAAAAUAGACCGCGGUGAAGCAGACCAAGGUGAAAACGAUCGGAACGAUACCCCGCGUAGCGUAGAGCUUACCAAACGGACGAAUAACCCGGGAGAUGGUACAGAUAGACACACCACAUGUAAAGGUGAUCAGGACCAAUCGACCGAACUCGCUCCUACCGAUCUACGCAUAGAGAAUGAUCAAAUAAAACGUACAGAAGGGGAUAAUCGAGAAACCGAAACGGAGCGCUUUAGUGACGACCUUGAUGAAACGGAAGAAGAGGAAAAGGAACUUACCAUCGAUAUAAACAACCAGUUAGUUCCCUACCUGAUGUUGAAGCAGGAUGAAAUCGCCAAGGAGGAGGAGGAGGAAAGUGUCUUGGAAAAACCCAGAGAGAUAAUUUGGAACCUGGAGGAUGAAGAAUUUUUGAAUUCCAACUCCCCAACGCAGAGUACCCAAUUUUUCGAAUAUCAGUGGUCCUACUUAAAGGAUAAAAAAUGGGUGAACUUCGCCUAUUAUGUGAACAGAAUUAUGAAUUACUAUUUUAACAUUAACGAUGACUUCUUUACAUACAAGGAAAAGAACGUGGUGUACGAAAUUGAUUUUGUGAAAGGUGUAAGAAUUGAUUUGGCUACAGGGCUUCAAAACAGGAUUAGGAAAAUCACCAAGUAG
Plasmodium knowlesi strain H is the source of this 3378-nucleotide messenger RNA. Its product is annotated as RNA-binding protein, putative. The record is from RefSeq and is a predicted model, not a curated record. The coding region runs from base 1 to 3378 and encodes 1125 amino acids. The transcript has 6 exons. Gene Ontology annotation, biological process: translation. Gene Ontology annotation, molecular function: structural constituent of ribosome; mRNA binding. Lineage: Eukaryota; Apicomplexa; Aconoidasida; Haemosporida; Plasmodiidae.